Molecule: messenger RNA, 1137 nt
Organism: Nicrophorus vespilloides
Lineage: Eukaryota; Metazoa; Arthropoda; Insecta; Coleoptera; Silphidae
Product: RNA-directed DNA polymerase from mobile element jockey-like
Exons: 1
Coding region: 1-1137 (378 amino acids)
Molecular function (GO): catalytic activity
Source: RefSeq, a predicted model, not a curated record
AUGGAUCCGAAAGUGACAGUCCUUAGUUGGAACAUCAAAUCCAUCCAUUCCAACCAAUCAGACUUAAACAGAAUAUGUGACACAAACGACAUUGAUGUCGUUUUAUUAAAUGAAACCUGGCUACGUCCAGGUGUUAGAUGCUCUGUUCCCAAUUAUAAAGCUCUUCACAACAGACGCGAAGAUGGUAAGGGCGGAGUCUCGUUGCUGGUGAAGUCCUCGAUUGCUUCCUCCAUCUCCAUACCCAGCUUCAAACAUCCUACGAAUGCGCAAUUCGCACAAACCAAAAUUGACGGCCUGCUCAUAAUAUCUGCAUACAUCCCUCCAAAUGUAUACAUGAGACGGGAUGCCUGGGAUCGUCUUCUUUCAAAUGCUGAGCGGCCAUUCAUCCUGAUGGGUGAUCUGAACGCUCACCACUUGCACUGGGGUCAUGCCACAAACAACACCAACGGCAGGGAGCUGAUGGCAGCCAUACAUGCGCAUGGACUAGUCAUGCUGAACGACAUGCGACCAACCAGACUCAAACAGGGUUCUCCUUCCAUCUUGGACCUGUUGCUUGCAUCGCCAGAAGCGGCGCUCAAUCUGACUUCCAGCACCUGGCAAGACACCUUCGGUAGCGACCACUACCCCAUACUAUGCGAGUCCAGUCCUCCUCGUCAACAAGUCAUUCGUUCCCUACAGCCUUCAUCGUCCACUAGGAUCAACUCUAAAAGGAUUCGCUGGGAGAAGUACAGUGCUGAAUUGGAGCAGGAGUUCAACAACAACCCAGAUAUGGAUCUGGGCACUCUGACAUCUGUCGUCGUCGAGGCGGCCAAAGCCAAUUCAAAAUCCAAUCCAGCAACCAGGCAACUUCCAUCUUGCCCUUGGCGGGACGACGAAUGUUCAAUGGCUGUUGCCAAACGCAGAAGACUACUGAAAGUCUUUCACAACACCGGGAGAAUGACGCAUUUAAUAGCUGCCAAAAGAGCGAUAGCUGAAACAAAGAAAUUGUUGAAGUCCAAAAAGAGAGCUCACUUCAGAGCCUUUUGUGAGACACUAAGCAGGGAUUCUCCGAUUUCUUACGUUUGGAAGAAAGUGAGGGCGUUCAAUCACCACAAUAGGAAGACAACUCCUCUGAACAGAGAUGCGAACAAGGAAUGA